Molecule: messenger RNA, 9724 nt
Organism: Cygnus atratus (black swan)
Lineage: Eukaryota; Metazoa; Chordata; Aves; Anseriformes; Anatidae
Gene: MTMR3
Product: myotubularin related protein 3
Biological process (GO): dephosphorylation; regulation of autophagy
Molecular function (GO): phosphatidylinositol-3,5-bisphosphate 3-phosphatase activity; phosphatidylinositol-3-phosphate phosphatase activity; protein phosphatase binding
Source: RefSeq, a predicted model, not a curated record
CCGUGCCCGCGCCGCGCGGCCGCCAUGUUGUUGUGGCGGUGAGAGGCGGCGGCGGCAGCCGGAGCCCAGCGAGCCGGGCCCAGGCAGGCGGCCGAGCCCCGGGGACCGGCUGUGGGGGCCCCGCGCCAUGCCCGGCCCUGCCCCGCGCUCUGUUCUGUUGAUGGGAUCCGAGCAGAUGUUGCCCUUCUCUGACGGUGAGCUCUCAUUCAGCACUAAGGUAUGAAGACUUUUCCUCUUGCAUAAGAAGACUUGAUUUGUUCUGGUUGAGGAAGAAACAGUUUGGCAGCUUGCUAAAGGAAGCAGUGGAUGAGGGAGUAGCAACUUCAUCUGGGAAGAGCAGCUAGGUGGUGGUCUGGUGAGUCAGGUGGCUGCCAUCCUGGAGAUUUAGAUGUGUCCCUGCCCUGCUUUGGAUCGUGGCGCCGGGUGUUGCCAAUGUGAAAUAUUGGAAGAGUAUCGCCUGAAACUUUCUGGGACAAAGAGGACUGUUUUAUUCUCUCUCAUAUUUUGAUUUUAUUAAAAAGUGAAGAAGAGCCUCAAAAUACUGCAAGUAAAGACGAGGAUUCCUCCUCCUGUCCAGGGCCUGUCAUGGAUGAAGAGACUCAGCACAGCCUUGAAUGCAUCCAGGCUAAUCAGAUUUUUCCCAGGAAGCAGCUUAUCCGAGAGGAUGAGAACCUUCAGGUCCCGUUCAUUGAACUUCAUGGUGAGAGUACAGAGUAUGUAGGACGAGCAGAGGAUGCCAUCAUUGCACUUUCUAAUUACAGACUUCACAUCAAAUUCAAGGAGUCUGUUGUGAACGUUCCAUUGCAGCUUAUAGAAAGUGUUGAGUGCCGUGACAUAUUUCAACUCCAUUUGACUUGCAAAGACUGCAAAGUUAUAAGGUGUCAGUUCUCUACUUUUGAGCAGUGUCAAGAUUGGCUGAAGCGUCUGAACAAUGCCAUCCGCCCUCCUUCAAAGAUAGAAGACCUUUUCUCAUUUGCCUAUCAUGCUUGGUGCAUGGAGGUGUAUGCUAGUGAAAAGGAACAGCAUGGAGACUUGUGUCGGCCAGGAGAACAUGUAACUUCAAGGUAAAAUGAAGUGGAGAGGAUGGGUUUUGAUAUGAACAAUGCCUGGAGGAUUUCCAACAUCAAUGAGAAGUACAAGCUCUGUGGCAGUUACCCACAGGAAAUCAUAGUUCCCGCCUGGAUCACGGAUAAAGAGCUGGAGAGCGUGGCAAGCUUUCGAUCCUGGAAGCGCAUCCCUGCUGUUGUGUACAGGCACCAGAGCAAUGGAGCAGUUAUUUCCCGCUGUGGACAACCCGAGGUCAGUUGGUGGGGCUGGAGGAAUGCAGAUGACGAGCACCUUGUCCAGUCGGUAGCCAAAGCCUGUGCCUCAGAUUCGAGGUCCAACAGUAACAAACUAAUGAAUGGAAAUUGUUCCAGAGAUUUCUCCAAUGGAGGAGACCUCUCUGAUGUGGAAUUUGAUUCCUCCAUCUCUAAUGCUUCGGGAGCAGAGAGUUUGGCAAUACAGCCUCAGAAGCUUUUGAUCUUAGACGCACGAUCCUACGCAGCAGCUGUGGCGAACAGAGCCAAAGGUGGAGGCUGUGAGUGCCCAGAGUAUUAUCCAAACUGUGAAGUAGUAUUCAUGGGAAUGGCAAACAUUCAUUCUAUCCGGAAGAGCUUUCAGUCCCUGCGUUUGCUCUGCACGCAAAUGCCAGAUCCAGGAAAUUGGUUAUCAGCUCUGGAAAGUACCAAGUGGCUGCAGCACUUAUCUGUGCUUCUGAAGUCUGCGCUACUCGUGGUUCAUGCUGUGGACCGAGACCAGCGACCUGUCUUGGUGCACUGCUCCGAUGGCUGGGACCGAACCCCCCAGAUAGUGGCGCUGGCCAAACUGCUGCUAGAUCCAUAUUACAGGACCACAGAGGGUUUCCAGGUGCUAGUGGAGACGGAGUGGCUGGAUUUUGGCCACAAGUUUGCAGAUCGCUGUGGCCAUGGUGAGAAUUCGGAUGACCUAAAUGAGCGCUGCCCAGUGUUUUUACAGUGGCUGGACUGCGUCCAUCAGCUCCAGAGGCAGUUCCCUUGCUCUUUCGAGUUUAACGAAGCAUUCCUUGUCAAAUUGGUGCAGCACACCUACUCUUGCCUCUUUGGUACAUUCCUGUGCAACAAUGCGAAAGAGAGAGGAGAAAAACACACUCAGGAACGGACCUGUUCUGUCUGGUCUUUGCUGCGGGCAGCAAACAAAGCCUUCAAAAACCUGCUCUACUCCUCCCAGUCUGAAUCUGUGCUGUAUCCAGUGUGCCAUGUGCGUAAUUUAAUGCUCUGGAGUGCUGUUUACCUGCCAUGCUCUUCCCCCUCCACACCUGCUGAUGACACCUGUGCCCCAUACCCUGUUCCAGGCUCUAACCCUGAAGAUCAGCCUCUGGGCAGGUUACCAAAGACAAGAUCAUUUGACAAUCUGACGACAGCCUGUGAUAGCAGCAUGCCUACAACCAAUCGACGCAGUAGCGACCCCAGCCUAAACGAGAAGUGGCAAGAGCACCGCCGGUCUCUCGAGCUGAGCAGCCUCGGGAAUCCCGGGGACGAUCCGUUUGAUGGAGACAGCCUGAGUAAACAAGGCAGAGCUCUGGUUGGAGCAGAGCUUUCUGUUGCAGCCGGUGUGGCAGAGGGACAGAUGGAGAACAUUUUGCAAGAGGCCACUAAAGAUGAUGUUGGUCUGGAGGAGCACUUAAGGGGCAGCCUAGAGCCAGCAGGUAAAGCGGAUGAGAUUGCCCUGGAGAAGGAGAAGAGGACUGAAAAUCUGCAUGGGUAUGUCAGUGACCUCUGUGAAAAGACGGAGGUGGAUAGAGGUAUUGUCAUGAACAAUCCACAUCCAGUAUCACAAGGUGCUUCUGAGCUUAGAGGACACCAGGAUGAACAGACUGAUCUCAGUAACACUAUCCAGCAGUUACCUCAGGUGAAAGGACUAUCGACUGUUCCUUUGGAGAGUUCUGUAAACAGAGACACUCAGAAGAACACGGAGGAAGGUGUUAGCAAGCUUGAAGGAGAAGCAGAGAGCCCGUACAGCACAUCGCAGGCCAGCCUUCCGUUACCUCUUACAAUCCCACCCGAGGCAAGAACAUCCAACAUCGAAAGUUCUACGGAAACCUUAACAGAGAGUGAAGCCAAGCAGGAGCUGAUUGCUAAGGGUCCGUGCCACAGACUUCACCCGAUCAACAACAGUGCUGACGAACUCUCGCGAACUAUUGAGAACAGGCCAGAGGGGGAAAGCAUGAUAGAGCUUCAAAAACUGGGCACAAAAGCACAUAGGACUUCUGGUAGCAGCAGCACGCACCUCCCGAUGCCUUCCCCUUGUGCCUUGCCUUUAGCUGAAUGUAAAGAUGAGAUUGUCUGUAAUGGAGAGCUGGAGCCCGAGAACAAGAUGACCGAGAAGCCCGUGGGGUUUAGCAUCAUGCAGAAAUACCACGCGACAAACGGGCAUUGCGUGAACGGGGAGGACGGCAGGAUCAAGGCCUCUCUGAGUCGGCAGGUCUCCGCAGCUAGCUGUAGUUCCGCGCAGUUUCACUUGCGGAACUUGCACCAAAAAUGGCUGUUUAGCCAUCUGGGGAAGCAGCAGGCAGCCAGCAGCCCAGACCAACCUGCCAGAAGUCACCUGGACGAUGAUGGGAUGCCCGUCUACACCGAUGUUAUCCAGCAGCGCCUGCGCCAGAUAGAAACCGGGCAUCAGCAAGAAGUGGAGACCUUGAAGAAGCAAGUGCAAGAGUUGAAAAGCCGGUUGGAGAGCCAGUUCCUGAACAGCUCCCUGCGUCUCAAUGGUGAUUAUGGAGACGAAGUGACUUCUAUACCCGACUCGGAAAGCAAUCUGGAUCAGAACUGCUUGUCUCGCUGCAGCACAGAGAUUUUCUCUGAAGCCAGCUGGGAACAGGUGGAUAAACAGGACACAGAGGUGACACGAUGGCUUCCAGACCACCUCGCUGCGCACUGCUAUGGCUGUGACAGCACCUUCUGGCUGGCCAGCAGGAAGCACCACUGCAGGAAUUGUGGAAAUGUGUUCUGCUCCAGUUGCUGUAACCAGAAGGUGCCAGUUCCUAGUCAACAGCUCUUUGAACCCAGCAGAGUCUGCAAAUCAUGCUACAGCAGCUUGCACCCAAGCAGUUCCAGCCUUGAUCUUGAACUGGAUAAACCCAUCACUGCCACGUCUAAUUAAAGUUCCAGCCUAGAAGCAGCGGGAAGCAGCCGCGUCGACUCUUCCCCGCACAGACAUGCACAUUCUCAGUGGGCUGAGGCUGGGAGGAGGAGGGAGCCGUGCACUUUGGAGGCUGGGGUGUGGAACACUGCUCGGUGGGACAGACCUUGAGGACGUACCGCUGGAUUGUGGGAAUCUCCUUUUCCAGCUAUUUCCCCUUUCCUUUCUGUCCUAUUUGUGUGUAUGUGUGUGCGUGUACGCGCCUGUGUGUGUGUGUAUAUAUAUAUAAUAAUAUAUAUAUGUUUGCUGGAAGAUUGUGGAAGUGGGAAGGGAGCUGGCACCGGAACCAGAUUUCCCUUGUGUAUUUAACUGCCCCACUGCUGAACUGUGUUGCAGACAGAUGAUUUUAUGGAGGAAAGGAGAAGAGGGGAACCAGCCCAGCCAGUGUGCAAAGUGAAUACCUGUAGCGUCAGUGCUAGUGCUUUCAAUCACUCCUGUUACUUCCAAACAAGAAACUGCUGUUUGGGAACUCGUUGCUGCUAGAAGAAAUGGGAAUCUCUUUCCCAAGAGAGCACUCUCCCUCUCUGUUCUUAGAGUGGGCUUAGUUAUCCUCACUGCGUGAAGGGGGGAUCGGUCACAGAUUUCCACGCUCAGCGGCUCUGUGCUCACACACACAAUCAACAUGUUUUAUCGCCAUCAGCCCUCUGGCUGUGGCUCUGAGUGAAAACACCUGGACAACGUCGGCUAUGGAAAGUGCGCGCGAGUUUGUGAGAGGUGAGAAGGGGAUUGACCAGGCUGCCGAGCCGAGAUUGGUUUUACACUGGCGCCUCUAUCUGAAGGUCUGUAAAUGCAAUUCGUUAUUUAAACCCAGUGGGAAAGUAGAAGACCUUCGACUUCUAUCCUUGUCCCAGCUGUAGGUUGGUUUACUCAACGCAAAGCUACUUCUGGAGCAGUGCACUUGUCAUGGUUCAUACAAACAGUCUGUCGUGCUAUUGUUUAGGCCCGCACUUUAACGAGACUAUCCACAACAACGAAAGAACAACUGUGAUAUGCUGGUAUUUUCGCUGAGCUCAGUCCAUGAGUGCACUGGUGCUUGUCAUAUUCCUGGGAUGUCUCCUCCUUUUUCAGUCUGUAUCCAAUAUACUCCAGAUAGGAAAAAACCUGCCUGAGGAUUAUAUAAAGACCUAAAACACAUCAUGGAUUCCCCUUCUUCCUUCUGUCCCAAUCUGAGUCGCUUUUAAAGUCACCUCAUUAAAGUGUGAAUCUCUUGAAUAUAUGUUUUUUAAAUGAGCGUUAGGUACUCAGCCCCUUUUCCCUUUCGAUAGAGCCUGCUUAGUGCAAUUUGGCAAGGAGGAAACGCGUAUGGUGAUAUCCUGCUUCACAAUGCAUUGCCUAGACUAAGUUAGGGCUUCUCUUGUGAUAUUCUCAAGAACACAAAAAUCCUGCUGGAGUAUUUGAGAGUUUUAAAUAUAAAAGGUCAAAAAAAUCUAACAAGUCUUGGGAGAGGAGUGCAUCCCUUCCCUGCAGUGUCACAAUCAAGUAGUCCAAAGUGAGGAUCACACAGAGAAAACCAUCUGGGAAUAUUUAUUAGAUCUGAUGGGGAAGAAAUGACAGGGUAUAUUGUGUUUGGCGUUUGAACUUCCCACACCCUUUGCGAGGAUUGUCACGCUGCUGCGGUUUGAGCUGAAGACUCACAAGAUAAAAAUGAAUGUCUAGGAGGCUGGUUUAGCACAGCCGCCCGUGUCCUUACGGGAAGGGGGUCUGGUAACAAAGCGUCUCUCCGGUACGCGUUUUGAAAUGGUUUGCAAACCAUCGGGUGGGAAAAGCAAAGGACAAGAUGGGCUCUCCGGUCGAGUUGUGUCUCUAAGAACUUGCUCCUGAAGCAGUGUGGUAAAUCUGGAAGAGGACUCUAGGCAUUGCUGUGUCGUGUAAAACAGAGGGAGCUGGAGCGGGAACGGGGUAACACGCAGCUCCCGUCUCUGGCUUUUCCUCGGAGGUGGGCGAUUAGAGGUGUGACUUAGGGGACAUGGUGUAGUUCUGCACACUAACAUUGUGUGGUUUUGUGGUGCAAAUAGACAGUCAAAAAUAAGUCUAAGAUUCUGCAGUUCCUAAUGACAGGUGCCAAGAGGUUAUGAUACGGGUUUUUGGGGUCUGUGAUGUACAGUGUGAAUAAAUGCUUGCAGCUCUUAGUCUUUUUUUGAUCGAUGAAGCACUUUUUUAUUAAUAUUAUUUUUCUUUGUAUGUAAAGGAGGAACCAGUAUCUCUCCAUAGCUGUAUAUAUAACCCUUCUCUCCUAAAGAGAGUAAAGUGCUCCUAUAUUUUUCAUUUUUGUCAAAGCGAGAAGUAAAUACUUUAGAAUUGUUAAAUAUAUAAAUAAAAGUGAAUAAAGUUUAGAAUUUUGCAUGGGAGCAUUUGCUAACACACUUUCUAGUUUUUUAUUUUUCUUUCCUGUCCUUCAUAGGAGAUAUAUUUGAGGUUCAGCAGAAACACCAAGGCCUUUGAAAAAGGAGGCUGCAGCAGCCUCCCCUUGCUUUCGCUUCCAUUGUGUCUUCGCAAGGAACAACAAACUGUUGCUCCUAAACUUCGAAGAAAAAUUACCCAGCUUGGUUUUCCUGGUGCACCAGGAGUCCCAGGGAGGGGGGAGAGGUCACCAACCAGACAGGUGCUCUCUGUACAACCGGCACGGUUUUCUCAGGGGCUGGAGAACUGUGUAAGAGUUCUGCCCCUUGGUACCUCGUUUUUCUUCUUCCCCUUCACUGACCAUCACGUGUCAGAGUGUGAUCCAGUGAUGCCAGCCCAAAUGUAGGAGUGGCCCAGGUUGCCAGGGAGCUCACCCUGCUUUCAGUAGCAUUUGGCAGAGGAAACUUUUCCCUUUCCCUUUCCCUUUCCCUUUCCCUUUCCCUUUCCCUUUCCCUUUCCCUUUCCCUUUCCCUUUCCCUUUCCCUUUCCCUUUCCCUUUCCCUUUCCCUUUCCCUUUCCCUUUCCCUUUCCCUCUGCGGUGAGCAAGCAGCAGCACUCGCUGCAGUGGCAGCACGGGGGGGAGCAGAGCUUCAUUCUCGUUUGCACACUUUCUGCCUUAUUUGCGAUGCUGGCUGGUGGAGCUGUAGCUCUUGGGGAACAAACCAAACUCACUCAGGUUUAACAUCUCUUAAUCUUUUCCCAGAAGGUGAAAAACCCAACUGCAAAAGUCUCUUGCACAAAGGCUCUCGUUUUCCUAGGGCUGUUCGGUUGUUUCAGCAGCGUGGCUGCAGGCACUUCCAUCACAUGAGCUCAUCCUCAUCACUUCUUACAUAUUUUAGGUCGAGGGAGAGGAUUUGUCCUGAAUUCUCAGGGAGAUUGAAGAGCUUCUUGAGCAACUGUGAGUUCUUUUGGGGCAGGCCUGUCCUAGUCACAAGGUGUUGUGCACAAUUGCUUUAUAAUCUGAAGGUGUUUAUUUAAUCAAAUAAAACUGCAGAUUCUGGGCAGAGCUGUGAUCGCAGCUGGUGGUAGUAUUUUCAGCUUCAAGAAUUAAAAGAAAAAAAGGUACAUACAAUGUUUUGCACUAUUAAGAACAUGCAAAGGAACAGCAGGUUUUCAGUUACCCACCAGAAUUUGAUUUCAUAUAGCUCCUUUCAUACUUGAGUUCCUUCUGAGUGCUUUUUCAGUAACUCACUCCUCUAGCACAGCGGCUGCAGGCUGUGUGCGUGCCACCACUCGGCCCUGGACACGGCGCUUCUUGGAUGUUCCCCGUUACGGAAACGCGGAGCAAACCCCGUGAGUCCUGCGCGGGAGUCGGAGGACUUUUACCUUCCACGUAGUGAAGCCAGAAGCAUCACCGGCCUGGCAGCUCUGCUAGGGGAGCACCCAAGUGGCGUUUCCAGUGAGCGAUUCUUCCUAACGAACGCCCUUUCCUCUUUUCUUUCGUUACAGCUCUUAAAAAGCCCAAAAGCCCAAAGGGAGAGCAGAGCUGCUGUCACAGCGCGCAGCUUCGGUGCUGGCUGGCAUGCUGUGAUUUUCUUAAAACGACCCCCUCGUGCACAGGCCCUGUGAGCAGCUUAUGUGAUCGGGGUGAGGGAAAAGCCCAUCUCUUUGAACGCCCCCCGGCCCCAGGCAGGACAGCAGCGAGCCCAGCAUCUCCCGGUGGGAGCAGGAGGGGGUGGGCAGCAGCGAUGCUGCAGGCUGGGCGCAGCUUCAUUGUACGGGAGGGCGAGGUAGCAGCAGCACAGGGGAUGAAAAGCCAAAGGCUCUUCCUCUGGGGGUGAAGGGGAAGAGGCUGUGGAGAAGCACGCGCUGCGCAGGAGGGGCUGCCGCGGCGGGAUGGGGUCCAGGCCAGGAGAGGCUUUGAACUGAGGCUGCAAAGGGAACAGCCGCAUGCAGGAACGCUGAGCUGAUGCUGAGGUCGUGUAACAGAUACGGGGUGUCCGGAUAUUUGUGGUUGUUCUAUAAUUGUCCCUGUAGUAGGUCCGGAAUUACUCAGCACAAGGAAUUGAGGAAACAGGGUCCAGAGGCAGUUACGAGACGGCGUCAAGCUGGGCUGUGCUGGAAGGAGACGCAGAGAAGUGGCUCAGACGCUGCCGAGCGGAGGCCGGUGCUCUGGGCUCGCUCACAUGCAGGGGCCCGAUCAGGUUUUACAGCAGCUUCAGAGCAGCCCUCAGCCAGGUUCCGUGGCUUGGCAUCGCUUGGGAAUUGCUAGAGAGUUACAUGGAGUUACCUUUUGUGCUUAAAAAGCAAAACCAGCGAUUUAGGCUCCGAGUCGAACAAGGAACGUGAGCAAACGCAGCUCCCGCUCGUGCAGCGCCCGCAGACGGGUGCGUUCGCUGUGAGGAGCCGUGGUUGCUCCUGCUGGUGGGUUUUUCUCUAAAGGACACGCAGGCGAUGCUCCUGCGGGCCGUCCCAUACCCCUACAGCCAGACAGACUGCUGAAGCCAGGGCGUGUGAAGUUUCUGGUUUGCAAUAUUUUUAAUUAUUUUUAUUAUUUUUACAAUUCAACUCGCUUCUUUGUUAAACAGGGAAUCCACCAGCAUUAGAGCAGGAUGCAGAAACAGAAAUGGAGCCUUUCAAUAGAGCCGCUUCUGUACAAACCUUUAUCUCUCUUGCUGACCCCACACCAUAAAGAAAUGCCAUUUCUUGGGCAGAGGGACAACAGAUUCCCAUCUCUUCAUUUCACACUCAAAACGCAGGCAUUGGAGCUCAGAUUGUAGCAUUUCGGGAUCGAAGAUUACCGUACUCUUCAACUUUCAAAUUUUUUUAAAUGCUGCUAAAGUUUUAUCUUACUAUUUAACAAACAUUUUUAAAACUGAUUUCCCAGAGUUGUUAUGAAAUGAUUUUUACCUUGCAGUGGCAACAGGUGAUGCAUUUGAUUGUAAUUUUUUUUGGUGGAAUUUGUAUUAAAAUGACAUCUGAAGUCUUGAUUAAUAACUUCAAGAACAUUAAAUGUUUUAAAACAGGCAAUCCUAUGAGAGCAGAGAGCUGUUUAGCAGCAGCAUAAAGUGUUAGACCCUAGUGCUUAUUUGUUUGUAACAGCAUUUAUUCUGCUGUAGCCUCAGAGUGAAUAUUUAGAUCUUAAUAAAUUUGUCAUUUCCUACAC